UUGGACAUUUUCACUCACUCGCAAAAUCAUUUGUCAAGGCGGCAAAUAUAUAUCAUAUAUACAUAUAUAUGUAUGUGUUUCUCUGGCUGUGUAUAAUAAUGUAUUAGCUUUGUUUCGACGCCUCCAAUAAAAAAUCAAUCGCACUUUCUUUUUAUCUUGUAGUUAUUAGCUUCCCUUCCAAUUCUAAUGGCUAAUCCUCCUGAACCUAAUCCUUUCCCUAACUCAUGCCGCGAGGUCGAUGCCGGUGCUGCCUUCGUCCUCGAAUCCAAAGGGGAGUGGUGGCACGCGGGGUUCCAUUUGACAACGGCGAUAGUGGGGCCCACAAUACUGACGCUACCAUACGCGUUCAGGGGGUUAGGAUGGGGCCUAGGAUUCUUCUGCUUAACGGUGAUGGGAGUGGUGACUUUCUACUCUUACUUUCUCAUGUCUAAAGUCCUUGAUCACUGUGAGAAAGCCGGUCGCCGUCACAUUCGCUUCCGCGAGUUAGCGGCGGACGUUUUAGGGUCCGGAUGGAUGUUUUACUUUGUCAUAUUUAUCCAAACAGCUAUUAACACUGGAGUUGGUAUAGGAGCAAUUUUACUUGCAGGGGAAUGCCUUCAGAUCAUGUACUCAAACAUAUAUCCUAGUGGACCCCUAAAAUUGUUCGAGUUCAUAGCGAUGGUGACAGCAGUAAUGGUAGUUCUCUCUCAGCUUCCAACCUUCCACUCUCUCAGACACCUCAACAUGGCUUCGCUACUUCUCAGUUUGGGCUACACUUUCCUUGUGGUUGGUGCUUGUAUUAGUGCAGGUCUCUCAAAAAAUGCCCCACCAAGGGACUAUUCACUAGAAUCUUCCGAGUCCGCAAGGGUCUUCAGUGCCUUCACUUCCAUCUCCAUAAUAGCUGCUAUUUUUGGGAAUGGAAUACUGCCUGAAAUACAAGCAACUUUAGCUCCUCCUGCUACUGGGAAGAUGGUAAAAGGCCUUUUGAUGUGUUAUAUCGUUAUUGUGGUUACUUUCUACUCAGCUGCAGUGUCUGGAUAUUGGGUGUUUGGAAACAAAUCUAAUUCGAACAUUCUCAAAAGUCUAUUGCCAGAUGAGGGACCUGCCUUGGCUCCAACAUGGGUUCUUGGCCUCGGUGUCAUCUUUGUCCUACUUCAGCUCUUUGCUAUUGGCCUGGUCUAUUCUCAAGUAGCUUAUGAGAUCAUGGAAAAAAAUUCAGCUGAUGUGAACCAAGGAAUGUUCUCCAAAAGGAAUCUCAUUCCUAGGCUAAUUCUACGGACUCUUUAUGUAAUAUUCUGUGGAUUUAUGGCAGCCAUGCUUCCUUUCUUUGGAGACAUCAAUGGUGUUGUGGGAGCAAUAGGCUUCAUCCCUCUAGAUUUUGUCCUACCAAUGCUUCUCUACAACAUGACCUACAAGCCUCGAAGAUCAUCCCUCACCUAUUGGAUCAAUAUCUCUAUUAUAGUUGUCUUUACAGGUGCAGGAAUUAUGGGAGCAUUCUCUUCUAUAAGGAAAUUGGUUCUUGAUGCCAAGAAGUUCAAGCUCUUUAGCAGUGAUGUGGUUGAUUAAUCCUGGACAUAAUGGACUAAUGCUUGGUAUAUAUCAGGAAAAAGUGCACAGCCUACUGUCGAUGAGGGAACUUUUGACCUUUAAAGAACGGUUAGCAAUGAGCAUACCUGGUUCAACAACAGAAACAUGUUGCCUUGAAGUGCUGGAAGUCAAGAAUUCAAUUGUUGGUCGCUAUGGUUCCCUUUACAAAUUUCUGAAGUACCAAAAAAGGGCAGAAACAUGCCGAGUUUUCGUACAUCUGUCCCGUAAAUAAUGAUGUAUUAUAUCAACUUGAGGUUUAUGUUGGCAAAGGGACAUUUUAUUGGUUAAAGACCUAAUCUGCAUGUUUAUUUUCUCUCUGCUCUGAAAUUUACCAGACCUGAAAAUGGGGAAUAUAUUACAAAUAUAAAGUUAAGUAUUCAUUAUAGUUA
Molecule: messenger RNA, 1955 nt
Organism: Ricinus communis (castor bean)
Lineage: Eukaryota; Viridiplantae; Streptophyta; Magnoliopsida; Malpighiales; Euphorbiaceae
Product: probable GABA transporter 2
Exons: 7
Coding region: 187-1545 (452 amino acids)
Cellular component (GO): plasma membrane
Source: RefSeq, a predicted model, not a curated record